This is a messenger RNA of Culex quinquefasciatus (southern house mosquito), 3869 nucleotides long. It is a transcript of the gene Liprin-alpha, whose product is annotated as liprin-alpha-1. The transcript is spliced from 19 exons. Gene Ontology annotation, molecular function: protein binding. The record is from RefSeq and is a predicted model, not a curated record. Bases 253 to 3786 code for a protein of 1177 amino acids. Lineage: Eukaryota; Metazoa; Arthropoda; Insecta; Diptera; Culicidae. Gene Ontology annotation, cellular component: presynaptic active zone. Gene Ontology annotation, biological process: synapse organization.
CGAUUUUUUUUAUUCCGUCAGAUCGAAAAAGCAAUGACAGAAAAAAAUUGUUGUGUUUAAGGUGUGUUCAAAAAGAUAAUAAGAAAUGUAUAAUAAAGUACAUCGCUGCUUGCCGAAUAAUCGUAAUUUGUUGAAUAAAUAUGCGUGUAGUUGGUUUUCAAGAAAUAAGAUCCAGAACUAGGUCUUAGACUAAAAUAGUAAAGUUAUUGGAUACGAUAGGCCCUGUAAAUAUAAAUAUAUAUAUAAUUUAAGAUGUGGAAUACGAUGUGCGAUGUAAUGCCAACUAUUGUGGAGUGCGAUAACAUUUCCCAAAGAUCUUCUCAAUUUAGCGGAGAAGAUGCCAAUUUCGAACAGCUUAUGGUGUCGAUGCUCGACGAGCGCGACAAGCUUAUGGACAGCCUACGGGAAGCACAGGAGAGGCUCACGGAGACGGAAAGUAAGCUGCUGGAUGUGGAAAAGGAACGAGACAGCCUCCAUAGACAAAUUGCUGCAAAUUUACCUCAGGAGUUUUCUACAUUGACAAAGGAAUUGACACAGGCUCGAGAAACGCUCCUUGAAAGAGAUGAUGAAAUCGGGGAACUGAAAGCGGAGAGGAACAAUACUCGGCUACUCUUGGAACACUUGGAGUGUCUAGUAUCUAGACAUGAACGUUCUCUUCGAAUGACAGUAGUUAAAAGACAGGCUGCCUCACAAAGUGGAGUAUCCAGUGAAGUUGAAGUAUUAAAGGCACUUAAAAGUUUGUUUGAGCAUCAUAAAGCAUUAGAUGAAAAGGUUCGAGAAAGGUUGAGAGUAGCUCUCGAAAAAAAUACAGAAUUAGAAGAAGAGCUGGCUCAGGCAAAAGAAGAGCUGCAGCAUCACAAAUCUGGCAUAUCAUCAAGCUCAGCUAACUCUCAAAAGGAAAAUGGGGAAGAUUCGAAAGAUUCCCUUGCAAAUGGAGAAUGUUCUGAUCACGUGGACUUCGCGGCUAAAACACAUGAGUUACAAACUAUUAUUGAAAAGCAGACUUCCGAACUUUCCCAGUGGCAGCGCAGGGUGUCAGAAUUAAACACUAAAAUAAGUGAUUUAGAGGAAAACGCAGGUAAAACUCAAAAAGAGUUUACCAAAACACAAGAAAGCUGUGUGAAACUGCAGAGAGAUUUGCGUGAAAAUGUUGCGCAAAAAGAGGAUCAGGAAGAACGAAUAGCGACACUGGAAAAACGUUAUUUGAAUGCUCAACGGGAAUCCACCUCGCUCCAUGAUCUUAACGAAAAACUUGAACAAGAACUACGUCAUAAAGAAGCUCAACUCAAACUUCAAGAGGGUAAAAUAUCUGCGAUUCAAGAGAAACUAGAAUUGUCCGAACAAAAGCUAGCACAACUUUCCAAAUUGCCAGACAUGGAAGAGCAACUCAAGGCUCGUUUGGAAGCGUUCAACCAGGUAGGCGCAAAGGCUCAAGAAAGGCAUGGUUCAGCAGAAGAUCGAAUAUCUCGACUAGAGGCAAACGUAGAAGAGAAGAAUGCUGAGAUAAUGCGAUUGAAUCAAAGACUGAAAAUGAACGAAGAGCACAAUCAAAGAUUAUCUUCUACUGUUGACAAACUGCUGUCAGAGUCAAAUGAUCGAUUACAAGUUCAUCUUAAAGAGAGGAUGACAGCUCUGGAAGAGAAAAACACACUCACUCAGGAGUUAGAUAAUGCGAAAAAGUUUGCGGAAGAACUGAACCAUGAAAAGUCUGAAAUUUUGAAAGAGAUGUCUAAGGGAAGACUCGAAAUGGAAAAUUUUAAAAGACAGUUAUUGCAGCAGGAAAUAGCGUUCAAUAUUCAGCAAACUGAGGCGUUGACUAGAAGUUUGUCACCCACAAAUGUAGCCGAGGUGGAUAGUUUUUCAAGAAGUGCUUCGCAUGCAAGUUUUGACACAAUGAGCUUGAGACGGAAGAAACAGAUACUUGAAGAGAAUCAAUUUUCUCGAUCGCUUGCUGAACAAGAUUGGGGAAAACUUCAGCAUAUAAGUGGUCCACAAAACUUUGAUGGUGGUAUGCUGGACGGAGAUGAUACAGAGAGUUUGUUUAGUACUGCCGACAUCAUAUCUCCGAGUGGUCAUACAGACGCACAGACCCUGGCUCUUAUGUUACAAGAACAGUUGGACGCAAUAAAUAACGAGAUAAGAUUAAUUCAAGAGGAAAAACAGUCAACUGAAGCUAGAGCCGAGGAACUGGAAUCUCGUGUGGGAAGCUUAGAACACAUGAACUUAUUAGCGAGAGGUCGUUCGGUGGAAAGACAAAGCCCUCCUUUAAGUGGUAGAAGUACACCGAAUAGUCCAAGUCGUGAUUAUUUGCAUAAGUAUCAUACUGCACCUGCUUCAAUGUCACCGGCACAUUUGCAUCAAUAUGCUGUUUCUAUGAGUCAUGGACAACUUUCAGAGUCGCUUCCAUCUAGUCAGGCCCAUCUUUCGUCCGAUAAAUCUAUGGAAGACUUCCAUAGUGGAAAAGAUUUGGCGGCGACAUGUCCCGAUGCCUCAACAAGCGAUGCUGCGUCACCUCUAACUGCUCGUUCAAUGCGGCUAGAACGGUUCGCGCUUGCUUUAGCACAUAGUCAGGAGGAACUCAGAAGAUGCGGCUCAGGGGCACAAUUUGGAGUUUCUCCCACCGGAUCAAGACAUGGAAGUCAAGAAUCGCUAAGAAAAAUUAGUGCGAUCAACACUUACAGUACAUUACAAACCCCUACGUCUGUAACGCGUGAAGCAGUAGUCUCAGCACAAAAGAAGAAAGGGAUUAAGUCAAGUUUAGGAAGACUUUUCAGUAAAAAAGAAAAGUGUAAAACAGGAAAAGAUUCAGGAAUGUCAGAUGGAUCCGUCAGUAUGAUGUCCAUGAGUGGAUUAUCUUUAAUCAGUGAUAUUGACUCAACUUAUGACACAAUAGCAGCUCAUAAAGUAACAGGAAAAAACACGUCUGUAGAUUACUGUCGCCAAAAGAAAAAAGAGCAUGACUAUCGACACGAUUUACUUGGAGAGGCCAUGAAAGCUGGUACGCCAUUUGCAUUGUGGAACGGACCAACGAUUGUAGCAUGGUUGGAACUGUGGGUUGGCAUGCCUGCAUGGUACGUUGCUGCGUGCAGAGCAAAUGUCAAAUCAGGUGCUAUUAUGAGUGCACUGAGUGACACAGAAAUCCAACGGGAGAUUGGGAUCAGCAAUCCUCUACACCGAUUGAAGUUGAGGUUGGCUAUUCAAGAGAUGGUAUGUCUCACAUCGCCUUCUGCUCCGCAGACUACCAGAACAACAUUAGCUUUUGGUGAUAUGAACCACGAGUGGAUUGGAAAUUACUGGCUGCCCGGAUUGGGACUUCCUCAGUAUCGAACCACUUUUAUGGAAUGUCUCGUAGAUGCCCGUAUGCUAGAUCAUUUGAAUAAGAAAGACUUAAGAGGGCAACUCAAAAUGGUAGAUAGUUUCCAUCGCACUAGUCUUCAAUACGGUAUAUCUUGUUUAAAACGCUUAAACUACGAUAGAAAUGCUCUUGAAGAGAGGAGAAAGACAACCGAGAAUUCUAUGGAUGAUGUGUUGGUUUGGAGUAAUGAUCGCGUUAUGCGCUGGAUUCAUUCCAUUGGAUUAAAGGAGUAUAGCAAUAAUCUUUUGGAGUCUGGUGUUCAUGGAGCGCUACUAGCGUUGGAUGAGAGUUUUGACGCAAACUCAUUAGCACUAGCACUGCAAAUACCAACUCAAAAUAUUCAGGCACGACAAACUCUAGAAUCUGAGUUUAAUAAACUUCUUGAAGUUGCUACGAAUAGACGAAUAGAUACAGAGCAGAUGAAGUCCUGACACAACAAAAGUUUUUCUAGUCUUCAAGGAUAAAUUUAUACAAAUACUUAAAAGAAAUAUAGUGAUUUUGAACAGUCAUAUAA